CAUUGAAAUGGAGUGUGUGUGAGAAGUUCAGUCACUGGCUAAGAGGUCAUUCCUUUACAGUGUGGACAGAUAACAACCCUCUCACCUACAUCAUGACAAAACCGAAGCUUGAUGCUUGUGAGCAGCGUUGGGUGUCCAAGCUUGCUCCUUACACAUUUGAUCUGAAGCACAUACCUGGUACCAAGAACGUCGUAGCUGAUGCUCUCAGCAGAGACCCCUUUGCAACAACAGUCAGCCAUAGGCUGAUCACAGAGCAGUACAGUCACCUCCUUGCUGAAUCUGAGAGUGUCAGUUCUGAGGGAAUACAAAAUACAUUCCGGUUGAAGGUCCAAGGUCAACGCGUGGACACACCACCUUUCCGCACCACAGGACUGCAGCCGACCUCGUCUCAGCUUGGAUGUGAUUCUAUGGAUGUUAAGGCAAUCCUGGAUUGUCACAGUGAGUGGGAUCUGGCUGCUGAAACAAGGGCCGUGGAACUGUUCCAGUCAGUUCAGGACCUAGUGUUGCCAGGACAGGAGUCAUUUCCUGUGUCCACACUAGAGGAACUCCAGCGUAGCCAGGAACUUGAUCCCAGUAUUUCAAAGAUCUUACCAUUUGUCACAAGGAGAAGACAACCUUCCAGGCGUGAAAGGGCAGGAUUUGAUGCAAAAGCCAUGGUGUUGUUUAAGCAGUGGGAAAGGCUUAGGAUCCAAAAUGGAGUUCUCUAUCGGAUCACAAAGGACCCCCUGAGUAAACAAAGGAGACAUCAGUUUGUUUUGCCUGAAAGUCUCAGAGCAAAGGCAUUGAAUGGUGUCCAUGAUAUUGCAGGACAUCAGGGGCAAGCGAAGACUUUAUAUCUGGCAAGACAACGGUUCUUUUGGCCAAAGAUGGAGUCUGAUAUAAAGGAGUAUGUCAAAUGCUGUCAAAGAUGCAUCCUGGCCAAAACACCAGAACCCUCUGCUCGAGCCCCACUUGAGAGCAUCAGAACCUCCGCUCCUAUGGAGCUGGUGUGUUUGGAUUUUUGGAGUGCAGAGGAUAGUAAGCAACGCUCAGUAGAUGUUCUAGUCCUUACAGAUCAUUUCACUAAGCUAGCCCAUGCCUUCCCUUGCACAAACCAGACUGCAAAGCAGGUGGCUAAGAAACUAUGGGACUAUGUUUUCUGUGUGUAUGGGUUUCCCGAGCGGAUUCACUCCGAUCAGGGGGCAAAUUUUGAGAGUGAGCUCUUGGCAGAGCUGCUCAAGUUUUCGGGGGUCUCCAAAUCCCAUACUACGGCGUACCAUCCCAUGGGAAAUGGAGGGACUGAGAGGUUUAAUAGGACACUUGGCAACAUGCUUAGGUCCUUGCCCCUCAGAGAAAAGAACAAGUGGCCUCAACAAAUACAGAGUCUGACAUUCGCAUAUAAUGCAACUGUACAUGAGACCACGGGUUUUGCCCCAUUUCAGCUCAUGUUUGGCCGCAUCCCGAGGCUCCCUGUUGACGUGAUGUUUAAACAGGUGCUCUGUGAUCCUGUAGUUGUGGAUCACAAAAGUUAUGUGAAAACACUCAUGUCACAUCUUCAUGAGGCAGCUAGGAUUGCCCAGACUCAUGCCAUCAAGGAACAAGACAAACAGGCAAAAGGAUAUAACAGAAAAGUAAAGGGCACUCAUUUGAACAUAGGAGACAGAGUACUCAUUGCAAAUAAGGGUGAAAGAGGAAAGAAGAAACUUGCUGACAAGUGGGAUGCAACAGUGUACACAGUCAGAGACAGAAAUUUGCAGACUCACACAUACAAGUUGGAAGAUGACAGAGGCAACAUAAGGGUGGUACAUCGCAACCUGGUUUUGAAUAUCAGCUUCCUGCCAGUAGUGACAGCUGAACUGGGUGACACUGGAUCAGAGGGAGGGUCAUGUGCGUCAGACCAGUUAGAUUCCUUGGAUGAGGAGACUGCAGAGGACAGGACCAGUGCUUGGAUCAACACAGAUGAUGAUGAGAGUCAGGAGACCCUGAGUGAGGGACUCUCAGGAUUGGGCAAGUCAAGUCAACAAGCUCCAGAGGUGGUUGCAGGGGAUUCAACCCAGUGUUCCCUGGUAGGAGAGGACUGCCCAGACAGAGACACAGACUUGGACAGUUUGGUAGCAGAACCUGACUUAGACUCCCCGUCUGUGUUAGAUACACUUUCAGAAACUGCACUCACUCACUCACAUCCAUCAGACACAGAUCGUGAUGCACACACCAAGCCCCUACCAGUAGCCCCAGUGCAUGUUGCCGACGCACAGAUGCCUCCAACGGAUGUGUGUCAUGAUGUGGGUCCCCAAGAACAGCCACGGGCAGGCCCGGACAAUGUUGUCAUGACGCGAGCCGGCCGAGUUAGUAAAAGAGUUAAUCGACUCAUUGAGUCCAUGGUUCAAAAGCCUUUAGGUUUUAAGCGUUUGGCAAAUUCAGUUAGCAGAAGGUCUCAGUCUCUUCUUACGCUGUUUUAAGUAAACCCAGCUGUUUAGAGAUCUUUCUGUAUUUUGAUUCUAGGGGACAGUAUCAUUAUGGCACAAUUAGAUACAUAAUAUGUUUUAAGGUAUUGACGUAUGUGGACGGCUGGGAAUGUGUGUGGUGUAAAUGGCAUCACACUGAUCUAAGAAAGGCUGAGGCCUGAUCAUCCUCAUGCUCUUUCUGAACCUAUCUGGUAGGUGGCUUAUACAGCUGAGACUAGAGGUUAUAGCUCGGAGGUUUAAACCCAUGCCUAGGAGCCAUAAAUUCUGUAGAUUUGUCCCUGUGUUCCAAUUAGAUUGUUCACCUGACUGUUCUGGAUUUUGGUGAAAUCUAGGAGGGGUGGAUGUAACGGGUGUAUUAAAAAAUAAUUUAUAUUUCACCAAAGAUCCAUCCUGCAGUGUUAUUUUCUUUGUCAGUACUGGUUAUGUAUAUGUGUUUAUUUAUAUAUAUUUAUUUUCUGUAUUUAUAUUUUGGGAGCUUUUAUUUUGUUUGUGUGACCUUUGACUUCCCGCGAAGUCACUUCCUGUAGCUGCGCGCUAUUUUCCUCAGUCGCCUAGAGGUCCCGCUGAGGAGAGGUGUUCAUACAGAAGUCCAGAAAGUGAAGUCGCUGUACUGUUUUAUGUUUAUUUUGAACAGGUAUGUGAGCUCCCUCUUUUAUUUUUGUGUCAUGUGUACUGGUUAUAUCUUUUGUUUGUGAUUCAUGUUCAUUGUUUUAACUUACUGUUAGAUAUAAAAAAUAUGUAAAAUUGCCACUGGAAAAUGAAGUCUCCCUAAACUAUAAUUUUGUUGAUGAGGUACUAGUCACUAUAUGUUCACGAUGCAGUGCAUUUUCAUUUGUUAUAUAUGAUUAUAAAUACAUUUUAGCAGUAUUAUUUGUUAAUUAGAUUUUAUUGUGAUGUUGCACCUCAGUCGCCUAGAGGUCCCGCUGAGGAGAGGUGUUCAUACAGAAGUCCAGAAAGUGAAGUCGCUGUACUGUUUUAUGUUUAUUUUGAACAGUUCUGGGAGAAUAAAUCUGCCCCCAGCUGGCAAAGAGAGAGCUGAAUCCUCUGGUUAUUUACACAACACAA
Messenger RNA from Oreochromis niloticus (Nile tilapia), 3509 nucleotides. RefSeq lists its product as uncharacterized. Gene Ontology annotation, biological process: DNA integration. The record is from RefSeq and is a predicted model, not a curated record. The coding region runs from base 93 to 2438 and encodes 781 amino acids. The transcript is spliced from 2 exons. Lineage: Eukaryota; Metazoa; Chordata; Actinopteri; Cichliformes; Cichlidae. Gene Ontology annotation, molecular function: nucleic acid binding.